Messenger RNA from Lutzomyia longipalpis, 1528 nucleotides. RefSeq lists its product as uncharacterized. Lineage: Eukaryota; Metazoa; Arthropoda; Insecta; Diptera; Psychodidae. The record is from RefSeq and is a predicted model, not a curated record. The coding region runs from base 110 to 673 and encodes 187 amino acids. The transcript has 2 exons.
GGAAUCAGCUGAUAGCUUGCUUGUUGCAAACAACAAUUAAAAUCUUGUAAAGGUUUGCAAAUCUUUAAACGCGUGUUUUAUAUAUUUUUCACAAAAAAAAAACGUUAAAAUGAAGCGAAAAGAAUUUGAGAUUGAGAAGCAAAAUGAAGAGCUAAGUGCAAAUGAAAGUGCUGUUGCUGCAUUAUCUGAACAUCCACAUGUAAAAACAGAACCACCGGAAGAAAAUAAUGAGGUCAACGAGGUCAACAAUAUCUUUGAAAAUAUUGGUUGUGAUGACUAUUCAUGUAAAGAGGAGGAAAAUGAGGAAAUUAUUAAUCCUCUUGGGAACCUUUUGGAUGAUCUUCGAGCAUGGAAAGCGGAAUAUGACGUAUCUUUAGCAGCCUUUACGGCCCUUCUUGGGAUAUUGCGAAAAGCUGAGGAUUUUAAUUCCAUGAUAACAAAUAUCAAUCGUGGGUGUGACCUACCCGAAGAGACCCGUCAUGAAAUUCUUUUUAAUGACGGUGAGGAAGCUAAAGAUGAGUUCGACAAAUCUGACGAUGAACAAAUGGAAGCAAUAUCAGAAAUGUCCUUUUCUUCGGAAAAUUUUGAGGAAAAUGACACAGGAAGAGCAAAAAAUGUAAUUACUCUGAGGAUACCUGAGUACGAGUCAGGUAAAAUGCAUUAUGGGUGUUGAAAUAUGAUUUAGAAGUUUUCCAAAUGAUUCUUUUUUAAUUUUUUUUUUAAUAUCUUUUUUAGCUAACUACAUUACGAGGGAAAAGUUUGACGAGUUAAUGGUUGUUCUUAAAAAUCAAGAAAUAUCUAUUAAUGAACUGCAUGCCAAAGUUGACCGCUCGCUUGCACUUCAACAAAGAGACAAAGAUGAAAAGUCAAAUGUGGAGUCUUUGGUUACCACCACUCUGCCACCGAUUGACGGACUUCCACUUAAAACUUGUGAAGAGGUUGUGGCGUUUAAUGAGAAACUGAAAAAUGACGAAUUCCAAAAAUAUUUUCAUGCAAAAAUGGUCGAACACACUGGAAAAAGUGGGAAACAGAACGGUAUAGAGGUUGCGCUUUUUCUAUGCAAGAAAAUCUUCACUAAUGACGUACUCUCUAAGUUCUCAUGGACGGGCGUUAGCCGGUCUUCUCAGCCUAAAGAGACAUUUAUGAAAUUGACGAAUUUGCUAACAGCAUUUGAAAAUGUCGUCAGAGCAGCAGAUAAUUCAUAUUCUGAAAUGGAAAACCAUUCCUUUUUUAAAAAUAGAAUUUUAAAGCAUGGAAAUGCAAGAGCCAGCAAGACGAAGAGGAUUGAUGUGCAAGAAUAAUAAUACUUUUCCGGGUUUUUCGUCGGUUAAAAAAAUGAGGUUCUCAUCCAGAAAAACUCACGUGAGUUUUUCUGGGUAAGAACCCCAUUUUUAACCGACUUAAAAUCCGGAAAAGUAUUGUUGUUACUAUACGCCAAAAAAAUACUUUAUGCAAGAAUAAUGUUAAGCUAAGCUUUAUAAUUCUUUGUUAGUCUUAUCAUAAUAAAAAGUAUAAAACGUUAUAUCAA